Messenger RNA from Balaenoptera ricei (Rice's whale), 276 nucleotides. RefSeq names its product gonadotropin releasing hormone 1 (gene GNRH1). The record is from RefSeq and is a predicted model, not a curated record. Gene Ontology annotation, cellular component: extracellular region. NCBI's taxonomy places the organism in Eukaryota, Metazoa, Chordata, Mammalia, Artiodactyla, Balaenopteridae. Gene Ontology annotation, biological process: multicellular organism development. Gene Ontology annotation, molecular function: gonadotropin hormone-releasing hormone activity. The coding region runs from base 1 to 276 and encodes 91 amino acids. The transcript has 3 exons.
AUGGAGCCGAUUCCAAAACUUCUAGCUGGACUUAUUCUGCUGACUCUGUGUGUGGUGGGCUGCUCCAGCCAGCACUGGUCCUACGGGUUGCGCCCCGGAGGAAAGAGAAAUGCUGAAAAUGUGCUUGAUUCUUUCCAAGAGACAGCCAAAGAGGUUGAUCAACCAGCAGAACCUCAGCACUUUGAGUGCACCAUACACCAGCGCCGUUCUCCACUCAGGGACCUGAAAGGAGCUCUGGAAAGUCUGAUCGAAGAGGAAACUGGGCAGAAGAUGUAA